Molecule: messenger RNA, 2474 nt
Organism: Poecilia latipinna (sailfin molly)
Lineage: Eukaryota; Metazoa; Chordata; Actinopteri; Cyprinodontiformes; Poeciliidae
Gene: slc1a5
Product: solute carrier family 1 member 5
Exons: 8
Coding region: 238-1830 (530 amino acids)
Biological process (GO): L-aspartate import across plasma membrane
Cellular component (GO): plasma membrane
Molecular function (GO): neutral L-amino acid transmembrane transporter activity; L-aspartate transmembrane transporter activity; symporter activity
Source: RefSeq, a predicted model, not a curated record
UUCCUCUCGGAACACAACACGCCCAUCUUACGUAAAAGGGGCGGAGGCGGAGGUUUAAAAUGCCGGUUAAACGUGUGGCUACAACAUCUGCUCCUCCGCGUCAGAACAACCCGGAGAGAAGGAAGUAGGUCGUAAGCCACGCUGACGCUCUGAAAGACUCCCGCCUCGUUUAGAAACACGAUAAAAACUAAGUGUUCUUCUUAAAGUUUAGUUUUAAGUUAAGUAACUUUGAGCAACAUGGCAGAGAAGGUUGACCUGGAGGAAGUGAAGGCAUCCAACGGCGAGGCGCACCGCGAUGAGCGGCUCGCCAACGGGUUUGCCGGGCAGAGGAAGGGCAGCCCGGAGCCGAUGUCCGAGCGGGUGAAGAGGAUCGUCAAGGCGAACCUGCUGGUGAUCCUGACCGUGGCCGGGGUCAUCGUGGGGGUCUUCAUCGGGCUCGGUGUGCGCACCGCGUCGCCGACCGUAACCCAGCAGAUCUACAUCGGCUUCCCCGGCGAGAUCCUCAUCCGGCUGCUGAAGAUGAUCAUCAUCCCCCUGGUGGUGUGCAGCUUGGUGUCCGGAGCGGCGAGCAUCGACCCCAAAGCUCUGGGGAAACUGGGCGGCUGGGCCAUGCUGUUCUUCUUUGUGACCACCUUGAUAGCCUCGUCCAUCGGGGUGGUGAUGGCUUUCAUCAUCAAGCCGGGAAAUGUGGAAAUGAACACCACCGCCAACGCUAAAGACAUGAGUGAUGAUAUCCCUGCGAAUAAAGAAGUUAUAGACUCCUUCUUAGACCUGAUAAGAAACAUCUUCCCCUCCAACCUGGUGUCUGCCGCCUUUCAGUCGUACGGAACCUCCUACAAGGUGAUAAACGCGUCCGGAAUCGCAGAGAAGGUUCCCGUCGGAACAGAUCAAGACGGGAUGAACAUCCUUGGGUUGGUGGUGUUCGCUAUUGUUUUCGGUGUGGCUCUGAGGAAGCUGGGCGAAGAAGGAGAGAUCCUCAUCAAGUUCUUCAACUCCUUCAACGAGGCCACCAUGGUGCUGGUGUCCUGGAUCAUGUGGUACGCUCCUAUAGGUAUCAUGUUCCUCGUCGCCGGUAAGAUUGUGGAGAUGGAGGACGUCGGCAAGCUGUUUGCCAGCCUGGGAAAGUACAUCGCCUGCUGCAUGAUUGGCCACGCCAUCCACGGCCUGCUGGUGCUGCCCUUCAUCUACUUCAUUUUCACCAGGAAGAACCCCUACACCUUCCUGUGGGGCAUUUUCACAGCCUUGGCCACGGCUUUUGGAACCAGCUCCAGCUCUGCCACUCUGCCCCUCAUGAUGAAGUGCGUGGAGGAGAAAAACGGCGUCUCCAAGCACAUAAGCCGCUUCAUCCUGCCCAUCGGCGCCACGGUCAACAUGGACGGGGCCGCCCUCUUCCAGUGUGUGGCGGCCGUUUUCAUCGCCCAGCUUAACAACACCAGCCUCAACUUUAUCCAAGUCAUAACCAUCCUUGUGACGGCUACAGCGUCCAGUGUUGGAGCUGCGGGUAUACCUGCAGGCGGUGUGCUGACCCUAGCCAUCAUCCUGGAGGCAAUUGGACUGCCCACCAGCGACAUCUCUCUCAUCCUCGCUGUCGACUGGCUUGUUGACCGCACCUGCACGGUGCUGAAUGUGGAGGGCGACGCCUUCGGAGCGGGGCUCCUGCAGCACUUUGUGGACAAAACAUCCAAACACGAAGGAGUGGAGGAGCUGAGCGAGGUCAGGAUGGACGGAGACGCGGCCGCCGCCAUGCCCGAGCACUCGCCGCUCAUCGAUAAGCGAGGCUUGCAGGGCGCGAAAGGAGACCUUUCUUCCGAGAAAGAGUCGACCAUGUAACGCAGACUGUGACUUCUACCGCGAACCCUCCUGCAAACACGAAACCUAAGCUCCCCCUGUUGAGAAAAGAGUCCAAGGAGAGACGACGGACAAGCACACUACAAUGCAAAGCAACGCUCUCUGACCUCAAAUGCUUUUCUGGACGGGGUGCAGCUGAUAUCUUAUGGGAUAUAGAGAAACCAUGAUACACUCAGUGGGUUAUUUAAUUUUUUUUAGGGGAAUGUGAGACUGAUUUUUAUCAUUAUUAUUAUUAUUACUUCUCCUUCAUGUUUAUCUGAUGUUUUCAGUUGGUCUACUCUGAAAUCAGAUUUUAAGGUUUCACAAGCCACUUAAAAGAAAACAGACUAUUCACAUCGAGGAGCGCAGCAGAUGACACUUUAUUCAUGCUGGACAAAUGAAUAUGAAUGUCUGAUGCUAAAGCGUUCUUCUGUCUUAUGUGCAUCACUGUUCUGCUGACAGAAACUCUCUUUUUAUACAUAUAUUUAAGAAAAAAUAAAAUAGCAUAGCGUCCAUAGUUACCACAUAGUCUUUUUUUAGAUUUAAAAGUGUCAGGUUUUGUAAUGUCGCAUGUGAAAUUAAAACAAGAAGAAUGAUAUAUUUUUCAAAAUGGGAUGCAGAUUAAAAAAAAAAAAACCCCAACCAAA